AUGCUGACCUCCCUGUGGCUGCUGCUCAGCCUCGCUGUCCCAGUGCAAGGGUCCUACUUUUCCAUCAGCUGUCCCAGUCGCCGGCAUUGCCAACGGGCCCUUCUCUCAAACAAUGACAUCAUGCUGCACUGCAAUACCUCUGGGGCACAGUGGCACUUCAUCUUCCUGCAAAACAAGGCCAUCUGGGUGUACAACCCCGCCAGCACGUCCAACAUGGAAACAAUGCCUGAUGGCAGCCUUCUCAUCAGAAACCCAUUGUCCUCGCAGACCGGCUUCUACAGCUGCCAGGACCAGGAGGGCCGGAAGGUGGUGCAGUAUGAUAUCGACUUCCAGGAUGUCGAGACCAUGCAUAUCACGCACAAAGACCUGGGCCAGAAGCCUCUGCAGAAUGAGACCCUGAGUCUAGGUGGCAAGGAGCUCAUCUUCACCCACUGGGAGCCCUGGCAGGACUGUAACCGCUGUGGGAAGCCAGGUGAGCGCAAACGCCUGGGGUUCUGCUACAUCGAGGAGUCCCUGGAAAAACCCAUGCCCUGCUGGCUCUACCUGGGAGAUAUGAAGCUUCGGUCCCGCCGCAUGAGGCCAGAGAUGCAGGUGGAAACCUGCCACGUCCCAUGUACAUCAUUAAGUGCGGAACAUGUCACUUUUGACGACUUCGAGCUCAGUGAGAAUUCAGAAUCUGCUUGGCUCACCUGCCCCUUAGGAUCCAUCUACAGGCCCAUCACCUGGGAAGCCAACAGCAUCCCCCUGACCUGGAAGGGCCAGCUCUCCGGCCAGGAUGUAAACACGGUCCUGGACACCUCCAAUGGCGGCAGUCGGCUGCAGGUGUUCCAGGGGGCCAUUUACGAGUGCUUCCUGCAGCAGGAGCUCACGGCUCGGUUCAACCCCAGGUCCAAGUUGGACGUUCUGGCAUCUCUGAACACAGAGGACCUUCAGCAACAGCCGGGGGUAGAAGAGGCCUGGAAAGGCAAGGCUGACUCCGUCCUCAAGGGGCUGAAGCUGAUGCUGCUGCUGGGCACGGGCCUGGGCCUGCUUGGGGUGCUCUUCAAACUUUUCCAUCCUUCCUGGGGCCGGAGGAGGGACCAGCUGCUGGUGGUGAAAUAAAGCAAGCCCUCGGGG
Phacochoerus africanus (Common warthog) is the source of this 1116-nucleotide messenger RNA. Its product is annotated as protein FAM187B-like. The record is from RefSeq and is a predicted model, not a curated record. Lineage: Eukaryota; Metazoa; Chordata; Mammalia; Artiodactyla; Suidae. The coding region runs from base 1 to 1101 and encodes 366 amino acids. The transcript is spliced from 2 exons.